ACGCUGAAGUAGACCGCUUUGAAGACAACAUGUCUGAAACUCGUGUUAAGAUCAGGAUAGGUGUUUUAGCAAUCCAGGGAGCAUUCUUCGAGCAUAGAGCUGCCCUUCUCAAAGCAGCGAAUGAUUUAACACUCAGCAAGGAAACUGAGAUUGAAGUUGUGGACGUAAGAGAGCCAGAUCAACUGGUAGAGUUGGAUGGACUGAUAUUACCUGGAGGGGAAAGCACGACAAUGAGUUUGUUCCUUCAAGCAAGUAACUUUGAGAAGGUGCUUAAAGAAUGGGUCGCUGCUAAAGAGAAUCAGAGAGUUGUAUGGGGAACUUGCGCUGGACUGAUUUUACUUUCAAAUGACAUAGAGGGUCAGAAAGAAGGUGGACAAUCAAAGGUAAGUUGUUGGUUUGAACGAACACAGAAUAACUCCGAGAGGGGAGUAUCACAUAGUUAGUGUUUUGUGACAGAGUAUAAUUCCUCAUGGAGUAUUCCUAGCUUCUACUCUUACGCACCCAGAGCUCAGCACUUGAUUCCCUUAUGAAGGCCUCUCCCUCCCCCCACUUACUCCCCUUCCCCUCCCCCACUGGCAACCAGCUCUGUCUAUGAACUAAGUCCUUUGCUUAUUAGAGGCAACCAAUCCAGGCCAUCUAUUUUCUCUCCUUCCCACAAUCCUUCACCACAUACAUAUGGUGGUAAGUCAUGGGGUUGACAUUAAUGAGCACAACCCUGAUGGCUGUGUCAGGGAGCAUGUUCAGGAUUCGUCUACUGAGUUCCUAAAGGGACUCAUCAGGCAUGACAGGGAAUCCAUGAAAGAGAUGGAAAAUUGUUGUGAGAAUCUGAAAGGUAGUAUGAGUUGUUUCUGUAAAGUAGUUGUAUCAAGGAAGAAAAAUCCCAAUAAAACAACUAAACUCUUCUAUCUAUUCUAUUGGUCCAAGGAAAAUCUGAGUUGCCCACAAAGAAUCAAACCUUAGAGUGAAACCAAAUUUUACUCAAACACUUAACCAUGGAGUCAGAGAGACCUUGAUAGUGAGCAAUGCUUUAACUGGGUUCAUAUGUGACAAGUAUCCAUCCUAGAAAAUUGAUAUUGGUAAUAGGACAGAGUGGAGUUCAAUGCAGUCUGUAAUCAUACAAGUAAUUAACAAAUGGGAUGACUGCAAAGUGGGAGUCUGAUAUAUAAAUCAAGAGUAUGAUUACAGACAGAAUUGGAUGACAUGAAGUCCUGUUACUACUUGAUCAAAACUGUGACAAAAUUUGAGAAAGAAACUGGACAUCGGUUUUACAUUUUCAUAAAAAGACGCCAACUUGGUAAGAUGUGAGAUAACAGCACAGGCAUGAUACAUUCUGUUCACUUACACAGGCAUGAUGUGUUAAGUGUCCAAUCACAAGUAUGAUGUGUACACAGUCCUAUCAAUGCUCAGGCUGGUGAUAACCAAUCAUGUUCCAGAAUUUUGUUAUAGUUUUUGAUUAGAUUUAUAGUAGUCACUGGUCACUAUAAUCUUUAUCAUCAGAUUGGUGGUAUUGAUGUCACAACUUCCCGGAACUUUUUUGGUCGUCAAGUCAACAGUUUUGAAGCAAAUGUGAGUCUCCACAAUAAGUUUCUUGAAGAGUAUCAUAGCAAUAGCUCAAAUGGAUUCAGUGAUGGCAGCAUAGAUGAUGGGUACCAUGGUGUUUUCAUUCGAGCUCCAGCAGUGGUGUCUGUUAACAACCCUAAAGUUGAAGUUUUAGCCACAAUCACUGUACCACAGAGAGAGGAACCUGUUGUGGUGGGUGUGGCUCAGGACAACUUGAUUGCAACUGCUUUUCAUCCAGAAUUGACAGAAGAUACAAGAUGGCAUGCAUACUUCUUAAGACAAAUUUUAGAGAAGAUAAAUCCUGCAAAAAAUUGA
Molecule: messenger RNA, 1875 nt
Organism: Pocillopora meandrina
Lineage: Eukaryota; Metazoa; Cnidaria; Anthozoa; Scleractinia; Pocilloporidae
Source: the annotation of a GenBank genome assembly